This is a messenger RNA of Ornithodoros turicata, 1100 nucleotides long. RefSeq names its product homeobox protein HMX1-like. Gene Ontology annotation, biological process: regulation of transcription by RNA polymerase II. Gene Ontology annotation, molecular function: DNA-binding transcription factor activity, RNA polymerase II-specific; RNA polymerase II transcription regulatory region sequence-specific DNA binding. Lineage: Eukaryota; Metazoa; Arthropoda; Arachnida; Ixodida; Argasidae. The transcript is spliced from 2 exons. The record is from RefSeq and is a predicted model, not a curated record. Gene Ontology annotation, cellular component: nucleus. The coding region runs from base 1 to 732 and encodes 243 amino acids.
AUGCUCCCGGUUACGCAGCCCAAGGAGGACUCCGGCGGCGGCAUGGUGACUGCAGAACCCAAGGCCAAGAGCGGUAACCCUUUCUCCAUUUCGAGCAUCCUCAGUAGGAGUGAGCCCAAGCGCUGUGCGUCGCCCCUGCUGUGUAGCUGGGAACCCCCGUUAGCGGGCAUCCUACGCAGACCUACGCCCUGGUACCCAGCCGCUUGGCUGCCUUCCACAGCGCCAGUGUCCCCAGGCCCCUGCAGUGGGAGACCCGAACCGGCCUCGAGCGCCGACAGUUGUUGCCGAGCCUCUCCUAGCCCAGGCCCCGGUGCAAGUUCUCCUGCUGGCGGCCGGCCCGCAGAAUCCGACGACGAAGGUGGCAACCGGAAGAAAGGCGGCGGCGGUCGGCGCAAGAAGAAGACGCGCACGGUGUUUACGCGAAGUCAGGUGUUCCAGCUGGAGUCCACGUUCGACGUGAAGCGGUACUUGUCCAGCUCGGAGCGUGCGGGGCUGGCUGCCUCGCUGCGGCUCACAGAGACCCAGGUGAAGAUCUGGUUCCAGAACCGGCGGAACAAAUGGAAGCGCCAACUGGCCGCCGAGUUAGAGGCUGCCAACCUAGCGCACCAGCGACUGGUCCGCGUUCCACUGCUGUACCCGGCCGGCGAGCCCUCUUCGGGCUCCGAUCAAGCGACGGGCUCAUUGGCCUUCUACUGUCCCGGCGCGGGUCCUCGUGCCCCUUUACUCGUCUAGAGCGGUCGGCCCAUCGAUCGGGCCAUCUGGCGGGGGCCACUUUUAAUUAGGGGCACCCGUUAAUGAGCGGGCCCGAUCGGCGGUGCUAAUGGGUGCCCGGGGGACGCCCAGUAAACAAGGGCCAAAUUGAUAAAAAUGGGGCCUCCAUUAGACGCGUUUAAUGGAGGACUAAAAGCCCCCCGCGGCACCCCCUCGGGGCCCCCACCAGAAAUUACUCUGGGAUUUGGCAGUCCCCGGCUACCAGGCCCAAUUACCGUAAUCUCUCCCCCAUUAUUUAUUCCCGAUCGCGGGGCCGGUCCCCGGGGGCCCGGAUUACGCCCCUCGGCGGAUUAACGCCGUAACCUGAGAUGCGCCAUUUGCGUAAUGGG